UGUUAUUAUUAAUUAAUUUAGUCAGUAAUUCUAACUCGGAUAUAUUAACAUGACAUGUUAAAGUAUAUGGAAUGCACAACAAAAUUCGCUUAUCAAAUGACAUGAGGGGUCUGCACCCCAUUACAGAAUUAAAAUAGCAGGAAAUUAGUAUUACUUUUCCUGUGAAAUAUUUGACAGAAAUUAAAAUUGAUAGGAAGGGAAAUAUAUAUUAAAAUCAACAUACAUUAGGCCUAUAUAUAAAAAGUAGCUGGAAGUUGAAUAGCUAUGCAUGCUACAUGAUCUCCGACAGGGAUUAAUACAUUUUCCCAAACGUUUUUACAAAGCUGCCAAAUUUUAAUCUAGAUAUAUAUAAACACUUUUUUUCGCUGAAUUAAUUCAUAAUUUUGUAUGUUACUGUGUUGUACUGAUACCGAAAGGAAAAAAAUGACGUGAAAAAUCAUGUCUGCUAAAUUACCAAUUACAAAAAGCUUGUUAAAAUGUUGAUUUUAUUUUUGCAUGUUUUUUAUUAGCAUUUACAUCCCGCACCGUAGGUGGCUGUAUCGGGCUGUAUGCUUCUUCUAACGGUUAUUUGCAGACCGCCAUGAUACCAGAGAAGAAGCCCAACUGUCUUGUCGGAGCGUGUCAGAGUCAACAGGAAAAUGUGAGGAGCGGUUGAAAGAAUCCCUUAAAGCCUAACAUUCAUCAACAUGUAAUGUGAACAUCUUCAAAUCUGCCUCACAGAAAUGGCUUCCCCAGAGCUCUUUGUUACUGCUGCUCGCAAGUGUCUAAGAACAGGAAAGAAACACCUGGCAGACACUGUUUGUCUGAACCUGGCUGCUCAGGUCCUGGCUGUGGACUUGGGCUUGAAACCAGCUCUACUAUAUGACAGCAAUACAGCAUCUGCAGAGCAAGUCCAAAAUUAUCUAAAAUCUCUGCAGGCUGCACAACUUGUGUCCCAAUCUCUCCAAACAAUGGUGCUCUGUGACAACUCCCUGAUUGUGAACCCAUCCCUAACUAUUACAAACUUGAAGGAACUUCUCGUGAGGAGGACUGUGACCGUGGUAGAUGUUUGUCACUCACUGGAGCAGCCCGUCAUCACAGACCUACCGUGGAAAGCUAUCGGGGACACGAUUCAAACUUUACUUGAUCAUAUGAAACAGUCUGGGCAACUCUUGGAGAUGGGUAGUAGUCCUCACUGUGUUGAAAAGAGACACUGUGAGUCAUGGAAUCUUUGUACUCUCUUUGGAAUUCUAUUAGGCUAUCCCACCACAUACUGGUUUGACCAGAGCAAGAGCUUUGAGAACUGCUUAGCAAUGACUCCGCUAGUGGUGACCAAGGCUAUGGCAUCUUGGCAGGCUGGUAGUGUUGCAGUUGAGGGUCACAAGUAUUGCCUGUAUUCCUUCAGUACCCCUGAGGUGCUCUGCGCUGAGACUCAGCCAGUGCUGGAUAACUGGAUCGCACAACUUCAGGAAUACUUUCAAAAGCAAACUGUCUUCUCUGGACUCAGUGUGACCAGAUCAACCGUCACCUUACCUUCUGUGGCUCUAUGAUUGCACUGACGCUGUGGAUUUUUUGUUUGUUAGUGAAACCAUUGUUUAUUUAUAUUGUUUAGCAAAUAAUAAAGCAGUUCAUAUUUCCUCAAACUCCCUAAA
Messenger RNA from Esox lucius (northern pike), 1631 nucleotides. It is a transcript of the gene c17h1orf74, whose product is annotated as chromosome 17 C1orf74 homolog. Lineage: Eukaryota; Metazoa; Chordata; Actinopteri; Esociformes; Esocidae. The record is from RefSeq and is a predicted model, not a curated record. The transcript is spliced from 2 exons. The coding region runs from base 723 to 1529 and encodes 268 amino acids.